This is a messenger RNA of Rana temporaria (common frog), 3039 nucleotides long. It is a transcript of the gene TTC12, whose product is annotated as tetratricopeptide repeat domain 12. Gene Ontology annotation, molecular function: protein binding. Bases 96 to 2207 code for a protein of 703 amino acids. The record is from RefSeq and is a predicted model, not a curated record. The transcript is spliced from 22 exons. Lineage: Eukaryota; Metazoa; Chordata; Amphibia; Anura; Ranidae.
CCUAGGUCCUGGGCUUGCAGCAUGCUUAGAGAAGUUUCUGCUCACAUGUACACAGGAAACUAAUACUGUUACUGCACGAUCAGAAUUCUUCAGAAAUGUCUGUAGAUGCAAAGCUUGACACAUUUUUGAAAGAUGUGGAUGAACUAGCUGAAAUUCUACAAGGCUUAACCUCCGGAGAUCCAUCUUCUCAGGAGUUUGCCAUCUCAAGAGCAGAUCAAAAACUUGGUUUGUUAAAGACGACUGAAGAUGAAGAUGGAACUAGGACCAAAACUAAUAGGACACUUAUUAAUAGGUCUCCAAGUAGCUCACUUAAUGAACCAAAAUUUGAAAUGAGUCAAGAAGUUUUCCUUACCCAUUUGGAGAAGGACGCAAGGGAACGUGCUGAAAAACGAAGGGAGAACAAAGCACUUGCAAACGCUCUAAAAGAAAUGGGAAAUGAAGCAUAUGCAAAAGGUGAUUAUGAAACUGCAAUUCAGCGGUACAGUGAAGGUCUAGAGAAGCUGAGAGACAUGACGGUCUUAUAUACUAACAGAGCCCAGGCUUUUAUAAAACUGCAAAAGUACCAUAAUGCUAUAACAGACUGUGAGUGGGCAUUGAAGUGUGAUGGAAAAUGCCUAAAGGCCCAUGUUCAUAUGGCAAAAGCCUUUCUUGGACUUAAAAAAUUUGAGGAGGCAAGAACUUGGUAUCAGAAGAUCGUGGAUUUAGACUCCAGCAAAAUGAAACUUGUGAAAGAGUAUUUGAAUGAGGUGGACAUCCAGGAAAGGAAAGACAAGCAAGAGCAGACGGCCUUACAAGAUCUAGAAGCUGGGGCCGAAAAUGCUAAAUCUGUAAUAAAGCUACUCCAAAAACUCUCUAAAGAAGAUGAGAUUCCACUCUAUUACUCGGGAGGAAUACAGCUUCUGGCUGAUGUUGUAAAGGACUGUACAGCACAAACUCUAUUUAGAACUAAUAAUGGGUUCAGUAUCAUUGGAGAAAAUAGAAUUAUUAAUAGGAGCCUUACCACCAGACAAGUUGACCCCAUAGAUUCAGAUCUAAGUAUUUCAGUCCUCACAUUAUGGCAAGCAGUCUGCAAUGGAAAUGAAGAGAACCAGCACUUUUUUAUCACCCAAGGAAGUGUAAGCAAUCAGAUCCUAACACUGCUGUCUUCAGAGGUCCCUGGUGUUCAAAGAAUGACACUGGCCCUUCUAAAGAUUUACUCCUCAACAGCUGAUGGAAGACUCCUUCUGGUCAAACACUUAGACCCAUCCAAGUUGUUGAAAUGUCUUCUGGAAUAUGUGACACUAAUGGAUGGAAGAGCAGGUGAAGCCAUGGACAUACUGUACAGCCUGACACAGGAGCAGAGGUUGAAUCCGUAUUUCAGGACCUCUUCAUUAGAAUUACUUUCCUCGUUUACCUCACUUCUGAGAAGACUGAGUACUCUAAAUACAGAAGUGUUUCCACGCUGCGUUGGUGCCAUAGGGAGCCUAACUGAGGAUAUUGUUAUAAGAAGUAAUUUUGCUAGUUCACUGAUAUUCUGGGACUCAUGUUUAAUGACAGUGGAUGAGUGCAGCUCAGCUGGUGGAGAGCAACACAAGGAAAUUUUAAUUGCAAUUCUUGGUCUCAUGUUUAACUUGUCCUUGGAAGUGAAUGCUGCAAUAAAGGAGCGAGGCAUUGUUAUAAGCACACAAUGUUUAUCUCUACUUUGCUGUAAAGAUGGGAUGAUUCUAACUAGAUCAGUGGGCAUUCUUAGCAGGAUUCUCCCGCAAUGCACUGCAGCAGUGGGCCUUUCAGUACAGCAAGGAAUUGUAAAAAAACUCCUCAACAUACUGAAGGCAGGUGGGCAGAAGACAUCGAUGUAUGCUGUCAAGGGGCUUGCUGUGUGCACCAAAGAGGACAUCCAGGCAUGUAAAGAUGUCAUCAAGUACGAUAAAAGAUUCAGCACUUUGGUAAACCUACUGCGAUCCGAAGAUGAGAUCAUUGUUGGGAAUACAGCUCUUUGCUUGGGUUGUUGCUUUGAUGUACCAGGGUCGGCUUCCUCUCUCCUCCAGUCUGAUAUCCUGAAACUUCUACUGACCCAUGCUGGUGGUGAUGCCAGGAGGUCCUCAGUGCAGCAGAAUGCAGCCAUAGCACUGGGUAAACUGUGCUCUGCGGAACCAAGGUACCUGACACAACUUCGGGAACUUCAUGGAAUUGAAAUUCUCAACUCUUGUAUGAAAUACAUCAAAUGAUUGAACUCCUGUCCCAGAUACCAUGAUAGUGUUAGUAGAUAGAUAGAUAGACUCUCCUACAGUAAGUAUAAAAGAAAAAAGCUGAAUAGAAAAUAGGCGAACAUUGUCUAGUAAUAAAUGCUGGUUUUCCAUAUUUCUUGUUUUAUUUUCAGUUAGCAUAACUUGUGGAAACAUUUUUCUAAAGAGACAUUAUGUGUAAUUGUAUUUAUUGUAAUAUGGGGAAAUAUAUUUAUAAAAGCCCUACAAAAGCAUACGUACCAAUAAAGGAUAAUUUUAUUACGUUACUUUUAUUUUAUUUUUAUUUAUUUUUAUGACUCUAGGCUUAAAGUGUACAUUGUAACUACAGCAUACAAGUGUGAUUAGGUCAGCAGUAUAAAGUAUACCUGCUGUUCCAUUUAUUUACCAGUGGCAUGCUUUUAGUGCAGCUGUAUAAUCCACAGUACAAAGUAGGGUUUAUAUUUCAUUUUUUGGCCUCAAGCAUACUGGACAUUUUUCUAUCUCUCCUAGAUGUUUCAGUUUCUUUCAGUUCUCUAAAUCUCCAGAAGAUUACAGUGGUCGGAGUGGUGUUGGGUGGGGGGCAUUUGUAGGAAGAGGAAGAUUUCAAAAAAGCAAAAGCUAGGGACACAUCAAAUUAAUAGUAAGUAAUUUCCCUUGUGCUGAUUUUUUUUUUUAAUGUGUUAAGAGUUCAGAGUCCAGCCAUUUAUGUAUAUGCAACUUCUAAAGCAAUGAUGAAAGGGGCUGUUCUUAACCUAAUAAAAUGUAUAGACUGUUGUAUUCUAUGUUAUCUUUAUUAUGUAUCAAAAGACAAUAAAUGUAUUUUCAGACUCUAAAA